AUGGCUGGCUCUGUUAAGGAGUAUGAAUUAUUUCAGCUGAAUGGUGCAAAUGCGGUGGGGUGGUUGGUUCGGCUGUUUGGCGUGAUUUCUGGCCUGGCCAGCAGCACUAUCUUAUUGAAAGAUGGACAGAACAUGGUCAUGCCAGGGUCGGUGGUUGGUGGUGUUAAUUGGAGAGGAGAGCGAUGUGGUUGUGUUUGGGUAGUGCUGCUGCUGGUCGAUAUGAUUUUGUGGGUAGAGUUGGUUGGUUUGUGGAUUGUAUUCGAAUUCGAAGUGCGCUGGUCUUGUGCUGCCGAGGCUCUUAUGCCGAGGCGAGCGAAUCAAUCAACCGAUUGGAUUAUAAGUGAUCGAAGGAAUGAUCGUUCGUUCGGAUGGAAUGAUCGUCGUCGAAUGAGGAGGAGUACGACGCACGAAACUCAUUCCGCAUCCGAUGCUUGCUUACCUAGCGAAGAGAGAGAUUUUUCGAGAGUCAUAACUGAAUGCCCAAAUUUAUGGAAGUUAAAUGCGUCGUAA
Anisakis simplex (herring worm) is the source of this 510-nucleotide messenger RNA. Lineage: Eukaryota; Metazoa; Nematoda; Chromadorea; Rhabditida; Anisakidae. The record is from the annotation of a GenBank genome assembly.